AUGAAUGGCAUCCGAAUGGUAAGACAAAAGAGGAAUUGUGAAAUCCGGUACCAUAUUCCACGGCACUCGGGGACAGCCUUGCCCACCUGUGCCUCUAGUAAUAGGCAGGCAGACCUCUCUAUGGGCUGUGGAACCAGCAGAGCAAGGGACCAUGGGGAGGAAAAUAACCCGGAGCCUGCUGGCCUGGUCAGAUACUCACGGACAAAACAAUCAUCUGACGAGUCCAGCCUUCCUAAGGGGAGAUUCCAGCACGCCAUUGGUGAAAACACAAAAUAUGAGUUUGGAUUCAGUGCGGAUCGUAAGAAAAUCAAUACCAACACCACCCACCCCGAGGCAACAGUGCAUAGAGCUGAACUCUGCAGCAGCACAGAAUGCCCGGCUAGACAAGAAGAAUGUCAAACACUCAUUUCUGAAAUAAGAUCCAAACAGAAGGAAUACAAGAGUGUGUACAAGAGGAAUACAAGGAAAGAAGAAUGUGAUACUGACAUAGGCUACAGCAUGAACCUUGGAACCGUUAUGCAACCAUACAAAAAAAAAAAAAAAAAUGGGGAGCCGGGGCCCCCGGGGGCUGCGGCCGCGCCCUCGCCCGCCCCGGCCCAGGCGCGCGUGUUCCGGCCCUUCAGCGCCGAGGACGAGGGCCAGCAGCCCACGGAGAUCGAGUCGCUGUGCAUGAACUGCUACCGCGACGGCGUGACGCGCCUGCUGCUCACCAUGAUCCCCUUCUUCAGAGAGGUGAUCGUCAGCUGCUUCUCCUGCGAGCACUGCGGCUGGAACAACACGGAGGUGCAGUCGGCGGGCAGGAUCCAGGACCAGGGCGUGCGCUACACCCUGACGGUCCGGGCGGCCGAGGACAUGAACCGGGAAGUGGUGAAGACAGACUCGGCCACCACAAGGAUUCCAGAGUUAGAUUUUGAAAUUUCUGCCUUCAGCCAGAAGGGAGCUUUGACCACUGUUGAAGGACUGAUCAGCCGAGCCAUCUCUGGCCUGGAGCAGGGCCAGCCCACUCGAAGGGCAAAUGAAGAAGCCGUCGCUGAAAGACUGGAUGAGUUCAUUGUCAAACUGAAAGAGCUGAAGCAGGUGGCCUCUCCUUUCACCCUGAUCAUCGAUGACCCCUCAGGGAACAGCUUCGUGGAAAACCCGCACGCUCCCCAGAAAGAUGACGCCCUAGUGAUCACACAUUAUAACCUGACUCCGCAGCAGGAGGAGAUGCUGGGGUUCCAGGCAGAGGCGCCAGAAGAGAAGCCGCAAGAGGAAGAUCUCAGAAACGAAGUGCUGCAGUUCAAUACAAACUGCCCAGAAUGCAAUGCUCCAGCUCAGACCAACAUGAAACUAGUUCAAAUCCCCCACUUUAAGGAGGUUGUCAUCAUGGCUACCAACUGCGAGUACUGCCGUCAUCGGACCAAUGAGGUGAAAUCUGGAGGCGCAGUAGAGCCCUUGGGCACCAGGAUCACACUCCGUAUCACAGACCCCUCAGAUAUGACCAGAGACCUGCUCAAGUCUGAGACGUGCAGUGUGGAAAUCCCAGAACUGGAAUUUGAGUUGGGAAUGGCUAUCUUUGGGGGCAAGUUCACCACACUGGAGGGGCUGCUGAAAGACAUCCAGGACCUGGUGACCAAGAACCCUUUCACACUGGGUGACAGUUCCAAUCCUGGCCAGGUGGACAAACUGCAGGAGUUUAGCCAGAAGUUGGACCAGAUCAUGGAGGGUAAAAUGAAGGCCCACUUUAUUAUGAAUGAUCCAGCAGGAAACAGCUACUUGCAGAAUGUGUAUGCACCUGAAGACGAUCCGGAGAUGAAGGUGGAACGUUAUAAGCGCAUGUUUGACCAAAAUGAGGAGCUAGGGCUCAAUGACAUGAAGACGGAGGGCUAUGAGACCGGCCUGGCCCCACGGUAGCAGUGGACCGUUUCCCAGCCAACCUCCUGUACUGCUCAGACCACAGGCUUACUUAUUACUAUUGGAAAAGCGGGGAGUGGCCUCACCUGCUCCUGUGAGGAGGGCAUCUGGUC
Molecule: messenger RNA, 2006 nt
Organism: Myotis myotis
Lineage: Eukaryota; Metazoa; Chordata; Mammalia; Chiroptera; Vespertilionidae
Product: zinc finger protein ZPR1-like
Exons: 4
Coding region: 1-1893 (630 amino acids)
Cellular component (GO): cytoplasm; nucleus
Molecular function (GO): zinc ion binding
Source: RefSeq, a predicted model, not a curated record